Molecule: messenger RNA, 2831 nt
Organism: Neocloeon triangulifer
Lineage: Eukaryota; Metazoa; Arthropoda; Insecta; Ephemeroptera; Baetidae
Gene: Tsen2
Product: tRNA-splicing endonuclease subunit Sen2
Exons: 8
Coding region: 197-1813 (538 amino acids)
Biological process (GO): tRNA-type intron splice site recognition and cleavage; tRNA splicing, via endonucleolytic cleavage and ligation
Cellular component (GO): tRNA-intron endonuclease complex
Molecular function (GO): tRNA-intron lyase activity; nucleic acid binding
Source: RefSeq, a predicted model, not a curated record
GAACAGGCCGUGACAAGAAGUUAUGCCACACGCCUCCUUGCCACACGCCACACUUUGAUUUUUAUGUUUUGAUUUUUGCUUGCUAUGGUUUGCUGAUUUGCAAAAAAACGCCGAGACGAAAAGUUCGCGAAUUUUUUUCCGUAGGUAGAGGUUACGAAGAGGGUAACUGCAACCAAUGUAGCAGAGCGAAUUUAUUAUGAAGAACAGGCAGAAGUUAACCAAUUUUCAACCAAAGCAUCAUGGUCAGGUCCCUCGAUCAUCACACCACCCACUGCCUAUUGUCAUUGAGGAUCUCUCCGGUUUUCCACCUAGCACUCAAACAUGGCCUUGUUAUGCAGGAAUCUUUACGGGUCACACUAUAAUUGUGCCCAAUAAAGAAGAUGCUCAAGCGCUUUAUUCAAUGGGAUCGUUUGGAAACCCGUUAACUAGGCAUUUCAACUCCAAUAAACCUCCCAUUUUGCGUCAGCGUCAGUACAACCGUCGUUUGAAAUGGUCCGAACAAUCGGCAGAUGCCCAGCCUGGGAAGAACAGCAGUGAAAGUGAUGGAGAAUUGGAAUUGUCUGAUGUGGUGUAUGACGGCGAGAACAAUGGUCAUGCUGAAAAUGGUUCAGAAUUUAACCAGGGUGCAAAACAAGUGGAUGAAAUCAAGGAUAUAGACAGCAAUGUGGACGAUGAUGUAAUAGUUGAGCAAGAAGUUAGAGUUCGUCAAGGGAGAAGCUGGUAUGCACCAUUCAUCAAUUGGAGCAUGGAGGAGCAAGAAUCGAAGAUCAAUGAAUGCAAACCAUCAAGUCCUCAAGUGAUUGACAUUGAUGACGAAAUUUCUAUUGUGAAUGGUAACGGACAAAGCAAGGAUCGUGGGAAUCACAAUUCCGGAUCUGAAGUCACUCAAGUUUGUAUCGAUGAAGACGACGAUAUUGAAAUCAUCAAUGAUGAGCCACCUGUCGUCAAGUCUUCCGAUGUUCAAGAAAAUAUGGUGGAAAGCAAAGAAAAUGAAGACCAGGAGGAUAAACCUGAAGAAAUGCAAAUAAUUCCAUUAGCAAAGGAGACGUACAUAAACAUGAGCAUAGAAGAUACAAGAGAGGUGUCCAAGGAAGAUAAAUUAUGUGACGAGGGAGACUUUGCAGUUGUGAUCAAGGACACCGAUUGUCAAGACAGCAAAGCUAAUCUCAUUAAACAUUGGGAGCCACAAAUGUCACCCUUGCCCUCCAAGAGCUGUGAUGAAUCCUUAGCUUUGAGCCUCGAAGAAGCUUUCUUCCUUUCGUGGGCCCUCUGCUGUCUUCGUAUUUCUGUGUCGAAGGUGAUAUUACACGAAUUUGAAAAUAAUACCAAGAACAGCCCUCAACCUGGACCAUCUGGACUUCAAAACAAUAAUGUGCUGAUUGACCUCACUCCAACAUUUUCUUGGGCCCUUUUCUCAUACAUUCAGCCCACCUUUCCAAUUAGAUAUGUCGUUUACCAUUAUCUAAAAUCUAAAGGAUGGGUGGUACGAUCAGGCAGCAAGCUAGGAGGAGAUUAUGUUAUCUACAAAGACAGUCCUAGUCGUUACCAUGCUUCAAGCAUUGUCCUGGUCGAAAGCGACGUUGAGAAGCUUUCGUGGCAAAGAUUGCUCACUUUAAAUAGAGUUGCUGAGGCUACAAGCAAAGAAAUUGUGAUUUGCAGAGUUUCGUGGGCCGACGAGUUUUCAAUUGAAACAUUAGACUGGUUCUCAGGGGUAAGUAUUUCAACAAGACUUUUUAAGAGAGCGGCACUGAAACCAGGGUCAGGCGCCCAUUCCAAGCAAGAUGAAUUGUCAAGUGCAGAUGACUCCGAUUGAUAAAUGCACUGCAUUUUACUCUAUAAGAGGGCAAAGGCUUUUAUUUAACAAUACAUUAUAAUGCAUUAAGCAAUAUACAAAUCAACAACUGAAAGGCGUUAUUUCUCAACAAAUAUUACUCUAACACUUUUGAACGUGCUCGCUUACAUUUUCUGUGUUCUAUACUUUUUUUCUAAACCCGUUCGACGGAAUUCACUUCGUUCAUCGAGAAAUAUUUUUGUACAUUGUUGCUUGAACUCUUCGUCUGCAUACCACCUCUCCAUACAGCUACGAAGAGCUGUAUUUUCUUUCCUACAGGAGAAAACCAUUGCCAGGCUCGAAUUACUGCAGCACUCCGUAAAUGCUAAAAGAAAAGUUUAAUUUGCGUCAGCAUUUUAUAGAAAUAUGUUUUUUUUUUUAAUAAUCACCUUUGACUUCAGCAACGCACUUCUCGGUUUUGGCUCGCUCUCUCAUAAUUUUGGGAAUGAGGACUUGCUGCUCAACUUUUCUUAAGGAUAAAUCGUCAGGAUCUCCUAAUUGUAAAUAGUGAGAUUGAAAACAAGAAUCAAUACAAACAUUAUUUUGUACUUUUCGUACGUAACUGAAAUAUUGCAUACCUAAUCCGUGGGGCCCUUUACCAGAUUCUGUUCUCUUGAAUUUAUCUAGAUUUUCGUUCGGUAUAAUCGGACUCAUCGUGUAUUGCAAGGAUAAUUUGCGAUGUUGUGUAAUUGUAACUUGUUUUUGUUGUCUUUCGUUGCGGCUUCCCAGAUGAAUGGAAGAAACCAGAAUGAAAGUUAAAGUUGUUUCUUGAAACCGCCGACGGGAGGCGACACCGUGCCAUACAGAGACAAAAAGCAAAGCUAAUUUUUAAAAACACAUCAAUCUUAAUCUACAAGUGACCAAAGCUUAAAUGUCCUAUCAUAUGAUGAAGUAACAAUGUAAUUUGAAUCUGGUGCAAUGUCAACGCACAUGAUUUUUCCAUCAUGACCAGACAGUGUCUUGAGCGGCUGCCACGUUUUAUGAGACCAAAGCUGCAAUU